Rubroshorea leprosula is the source of this 1858-nucleotide messenger RNA. The record is from the annotation of a GenBank genome assembly. NCBI's taxonomy places the organism in Eukaryota, Viridiplantae, Streptophyta, Magnoliopsida, Malvales, Dipterocarpaceae.
ACAAAAGUGUCGGAUUUGCUUCAAAUCGUGCUGGAGAUAUGUAGUGGAGCAUUCAACAGUUGCUUUCAUUACCCUAAAUUUGCAUUGCAGCUGCAAGCUUGCUGAAUGCAGAAUUAUUAUCUGUGAACCAGAAACCAUGCACAGAUUAACUUUCCCAUCCGAAGGAAGGUGUUUUGGUUUUAGAGGAAAUGAUGGGCUUUGGCUCAAAAAAGGAGAAUAUGGGCCAAGCCUUAACCUUGUUCUAAAUUUUAACUAUUAAUGGGCUUAAGGGAAGUUCUAAAUUUUUUUCGAGCCCAAAUCCAAACCUGGAAAGCCGGUGUAACGGUAAAUGUCCCGCUGCAACCGGUUUUCUCGGGACUCACUCGACAUUCCGCCAAAAUAACGCCACUCUGCGCGCAUUUCCGGUACAUUCCCCUCUCUCUGCAGCAUUUCCGGCGAAAGAACAAUGGCGAUUCCGCCUGCUCUCGUGGUUGUUCCUGUUGGAGUACUCUUCAUUCUCUCUGGUCUUAUCGUCAAUCUCAUUCAGGCAAUUGUGUUUAUACUUGUUCGGCCUGUGACAAAGAGUUUGUACAGAAGAAUCAACAAAGUAAUUGCUGAAUUACUGUGGUUGGAGCUCAUAUGGCUCAUUGAUUGGUGGGCUGGCGUUAAGGUUGAGUUGUACACAGAUGUGGAAACUUUUCGAUUGCUGGGCAAGGAACAUGCUCUUGUCAUAUGUAAUCAUCGGAGUGAUAUUGAUUGGCUUGUUGGAUGGGUCUUAGCUCAGCGGUCAGGUUGCCUUGGCAGUGCCCUAGCUAUCAUGAAAAGUGCAGUAAAAUUCCUCCCAAUCAUUGGUUGGUCAAUGUGGUUUUCUGAUUAUGUCUUUCUGGAAAGGAGCUGGGCUAAGGAUGAAGAGACUUUAAAGUCAGGUUUUAAACGGCUGGAGGACUUUCCUAUGCCAUUUUGGUUGGCUCUUUUUGUAGAAGGAACUCGCUUUACACAGGGAAAACUUCUGGCAGCUCAAGAGUAUGCUGCUUCUAAAGGGUUACCAGUUACUCGAAAUGUUUUGAUUCCUCGUACAAAGGGUUUUGUUUCAGCAGUAUGUCAUAUGCACUCUUUUGUUCCAGCAAUAUAUGAUUGUACAGUGGCCAUUCCCAAGAAUCAGCCUCCACCUACAAUGCGCAGAAUAUUUGGAGGGCAACCUUCUACGGUAAAUCUUCAAAUCAGGAGGCAUUUAAUGAAGGAACUUCCAGAAACAGGUGAUGGUAUUGCUCAAUGGUGUAAGGAUGUGUUUGUGACCAAGGAUACUUUAUUGGAGAAAUAUUUUGCCAAGAACACAUUCAGUGACCUUGAACAUCAAGACAUUGGACGACCCAAAAAGUCUUUAUUUGUUGUUAUUUCUUGGUCAUGUUUCCUAGUCUUUGGCAUUGUCAAAUUAUUCCAACGAUUUUCAUUUCUCACCUCAUGGGUAGUCAUUGCAUUUUUGGUGACUUUCUUGGUCCUUGUCACCAUUGUUAUGCAAAUCCUCAUUCAAUCUUCGGAGUCAGAACGCUCCACACCACCACACCUACUCCCAUCAGACCCAAUGAAACAGAGGCUUCUCCAGAAAUAAGCCAAGAAAUCCAUAACAAAGGCCCUCUGCAAUUAGGAACUUUUGGAAAUACAUCCUUGAGGUGCGCAAGUGCUGUCUAUAUCCUUGUCUCUGUGACUUGGGAACUGUAGUAUCUGUGAUGUCAUACAUUCUAUUCUCCAGGUCUUCCUGUAGGUUAAUAUAAGCAUUGCUUGUCUCAUCGUCAUCGGUAAUUUGAUUCUUUCAUUUGUUUUUUUCUUAACCUAUCAUGACCAUGACCAUGCUAUUCUUUUAUAAACGGUUAAGAUAUAU